Molecule: messenger RNA, 807 nt
Organism: Eimeria tenella
Lineage: Eukaryota; Apicomplexa; Conoidasida; Eucoccidiorida; Eimeriidae
Product: SAG family member
Exons: 5
Coding region: 1-807 (268 amino acids)
Source: RefSeq, a predicted model, not a curated record
AUGACUCACGUAGUGCUGUUGGCAUGUUAUGCUGGCCUCCUCGCUAGCACCGCCGCGCCACACUUUUCAUUGGCGCUUUCCCUUCGCUCUGGCACGGCGACGUCUCAGCAAAACAGCCUCCGCACAAAUUUAUUUGCAUCCGGCCAAGUUUCCCUGCGAACGAACACCGUAGCCGAAGAGAGAACUCCAGACUGCCUGGACAUCAUAAACAACCUAAGGGGCGAAAAUCUCAAGGGUUUAUUGGAGACCCUCGAUACGGCAAAGGCCAGCGAUGUAACUGAAAGCCUGAAGACGAUCUCAAUAGAGGAUCCCGCAAACCCUACUGCCGAUAAAAUUGCAGUAAAGCUUGCAGGAGACAGUAACACAUGUGACUUGGGCAAAAACGCGAAUGCGGAGAAGUAUCCCGGACUCGUGAUUCCAUUCACGCACGAGACGCAAUUCAAGUGCAGCGCUUUGAUCCAGGCGACUUACACAGCCGGACUUAACCACCUCAAACAGUCGAACUUCGAACCCUCAGCAGGAACAUAUGAUGUUAAAACUGCUCCAUUCAAUAACGUAGACGCCAGCAAUGUGGCGUUUCUACUGUCGGAGAAAAGCAAAAAGGUCUCAUGUGCCGUCACCAACAACUGCAGUGCUGGCUACAACGUUUUAUUCUGCUACUUCAUAGACCCACUUCAAAAAGGGGAUAAGCCUUUCACAACUGAGCUGUAUAAUGCCCUCUGGGGAUUGGAAACGGGCGCAGCGUUCAUUUCGGUUCCCAGCGUUGCCACCGUUCUUCUCGUCCUCGCGUUGAUGAUUCGGGCUUGA